GGAUGCACUGAUUGGUCCAUCGAUAUCAAGAAAUACCAAGUUUUGGUGGGAGAGCCGGUUCGAAUCAAAUGUGCACUUUUUUAUGGUUAUAUUAGAGCAAAUUACUCCCUUGCCCAAAGUGCUGGACUCAGUUUGAUGUGGUACAAAAGCUCUGGUCCUGGAGACUUUGAAGAGCCGAUAGCCUUUGAUGGAAGUAGAAUGAGCAAAGAAGAAGACUCCAUUUGGUUCCGGCCAACGUUGCUACAGGACAGUGGUCUCUACGCAUGUGUGAUCAGAAACUCCACUUACUGUAUGAAAGUAUCCAUCUCACUGACAGUGGGUGAAAAUGACACUGGACUCUGUUACAAUUCCAAGAUGAAGUACUUUGAAAAAGCUGAACUUAGCAAAAGCAAGGAAAUUUCGUGCCGUGACAUAGAGGAUUUUUUACUACCAACCAGAGAACCUGAAAUCCUUUGGUAUAAGGAAUGUAGGACAAAAUCAUGGAGACCAAGUAUUGUAUUCAAAAGAGAUACCCUGCUUAUAAGAGAAGUCAGAGAAGAUGACAUUGGGAAUUAUACCUGUGAACUAAAAUAUGGAGGCUUUGUUGUAAGAAGAACUACUGAAUUAACUGUUACAGCCCCUCUGACUGAUAAGCCACCCAAGCUUUUGUAUCCUGUGGAAAGUAAACUGACAAUUCAGGAGACUCAGCUGGGUGACUCAGCUAAUCUAACCUGCAGAGCUUUCUUUGGGUACAGCGGAGAUGUCAGUCCUUUAAUUUACUGGAUGAAAGGAGAGAAGUUUAUUGAAGAUCUGGAUGAAAAUCGAGUUUGGGAAAGUGACAUUAGAAUUCUUAAAGAGCAUCUUGGGGAACAAGAAGUUUCCAUCUCAUUAAUUGUGGACUCUGUGGAAGAAGGUGACUUGGGAAAUUACUCCUGUUAUGUUGAAAAUGGAAAUGGACGUCGACAUGCCAGCGUUCUACUUCAUAAACGGGAGCUAAUGUACACAGUCGAACUUGCUGGAGGGCUUGGUGCUAUCCUCUUGCUGCUUGUUUGUUUGGUGACCAUCUACAAGUGUUACAAGAUAGAAAUCAUGCUCUUCUACAGGAAUCAUUUUGGAGCUGAGGAGCUGGAUGGAGACAAUAAAGAUUACGAUGCAUAUUUAUCAUACACCAAAGUGGAUCCGGACCAGUGGAAUCAAGAGACUGGAGAAGAAGAACGUUUUGCCCUUGAAAUCCUACCUGAUAUGCUUGAAAAGCAUUAUGGAUAUAAAUUGUUUAUACCAGAUAGAGAUUUAAUCCCAACUGGAACAUACAUUGAAGAUGUGGCAAGAUGUGUAGAUCAAAGCAAGAGGCUGAUUAUAGUCAUGACCCCAAACUAUGUCGUUAGAAGGGGCUGGAGCAUCUUUGAACUGGAGACCAGACUUCGAAACAUGCUUGUGACUGGAGAAAUUAAAGUGAUACUAAUCGAAUGCAGUGAACUACGAGGCAUUAUGAACUACCAGGAAGUGGAGGCCCUCAAACACACCAUCAAGCUCCUGACGGUUAUUAAAUGGCAUGGACCAAAAUGCAACAAGUUGAACUCUAAGUUCUGGAAACGUUUACAGUAUGAAAUGCCUUUUAAGAGGAUAGAACCCAUUACACACGAGCAGUCUUUAGAUGUCAGUGAGCAGGGGCCUUUUGGGGAGCUGCAGACUGUCUCGGCCAUUUCCAUGGCUGCGGCCACCUCCACAGCUCUAGCCACUGCCCAUCCAGAUCUCCGUUCUACCUUUCACAAUACGUACCAUUCACAAAUGCGUCAGAAACACUACUACCGAAGCUAUGAGUACGACGUACCUCCUACUGGCACUCUGCCUCUUACCUCCAUAGGAAAUCAGCAUACCUACUGUAACAUCCCUAUGACACUCAUCAACGGGCAGCGGCCACAGACAAAAUCAAGCAGGGAGCAGAAUCCAGAUGAGGCCCACACAAACAGUGCCAUCCUGCCACUGUUGCCAAGGGAGACCAGUAUAUCCAGUGUGAUUUGGUGACAGAAAAGCAAGGGACAUCCCAUCCCUGGGAGCUUGAGUGGAAUCUGCAGUCCAGUGCCUGGAACUAAAUCCUCGACUGCUGCUGUUAAAAACAUGCAUUACAAUCUCUAGAACACGAGGAAAAACAGGGUCUUGUACAUAUGUUUUUUGGAAUUUCUUUGUAGCAUCAGUGUCUUCCUGUUUUACCAUGUCUCUUACCAUUACAUUUUUUGACUUUGUUUUAUAUGUCAUUGGAAUUUGUAAAUUUACAUUUUUUUUAAAGAAGAGACUGAUGUGUAGAUAGAAAACCCUUUUUUGCUUCAUUAGUUUAGUUUUAGAAUGGGUUUUUAUUUCCUUUUUUUAAAGUUUUAUUUUGCUUUUAACAUUUCCUUGGGGUGCUUGGACAAAUCUAUCCGAUGGGACAAGGAGCACCGGAUCCUCUCUCGGGUUCUGCCUACGAUCAGCUGGGCCACAUCGACCUUCAGAGAGCAGUGCAAUGGAUGCCAGCAUUGCCAACUGAGGAGAAAAAAAAAAAGAUGAGAAGAACACUUGUUUAUAGGAGAGCCCCGCCAGUCAGAGCCCUGAAUCUCUUCCUUGUCCUGCCUCACUCUCCACCUCUACCCUUUCUAAUGGUGGCAUGAUAUGUAAACUCUGUGGAGGGGUGGGGGUGGGUCCAACUGUCUUAACAUUUAAUUCACUGUUCUUCAGAAUACACUCUAGACCCAAAGGUGUGCUAGUCACUUGACAGUGACCACUACAGAGUGCCAAGAAGAGAAGAUCAAGGGCAUGAAAAUGGGGAGAGUGUUGUUUCUGUUUUUUAAAUGAGUUGAUGUACCCUUAUAUAUAUAUAUACAUAUAUAUAUAAAUAUAUAUAAAAACAACAAAACAAAACAAA
Messenger RNA from Galeopterus variegatus (Sunda flying lemur), 2878 nucleotides. It is a transcript of the gene IL1RAPL1, whose product is annotated as interleukin 1 receptor accessory protein-like 1. Lineage: Eukaryota; Metazoa; Chordata; Mammalia; Dermoptera; Cynocephalidae. The record is from RefSeq and is a predicted model, not a curated record. Gene Ontology annotation, biological process: signal transduction; negative regulation of exocytosis. Gene Ontology annotation, molecular function: interleukin-1 receptor activity. The coding region runs from base 136 to 2004 and encodes 622 amino acids. The transcript is spliced from 9 exons.